GAGCACAACACCAGCACGCACCGGAAGCUCCUUUUCGUGAGCACGCGGCGAAUCCGGCCUUUCCAGCAAGGCAGCGACGAGGAACAUGGCCAAGAUCAAGGCAAGAGACCUGCGGGGCAAGAAGAAGGAGGAGCUGCUGAAACAGCUGGACGACCUGAAAAAUGAGCUGUCCCAGCUCCGAGUGGCCAAAGUUACUGGAGGAGCAGCGUCCAAACUGUCCAAGAUCCGGGUCGUUCGCAAAUCCAUCGCCAGAGUUCUGACUGUGAUCAACCAGACGCAGAAGGAGAACCUGAGGAAGUUCUACAAGGGUAAAAAGUACAAGCCCCUGGAUCUGAGACCCAAGAAGACCCGAGCUCUGCGGCGCCGGCUCAACAAGCACGAGGAGAGUCUGCGCACCAAGAAGCAGCAGAGGAAGGACCUCCUCUACUCCGUGCGCAAAUUUGCUGUCAAAGCUUGAGGGCUGUUGUGUUGACAAAAUAAAAUGUGGUUAAAGCGUU
Nematolebias whitei (Rio pearlfish) is the source of this 497-nucleotide messenger RNA. It is a transcript of the gene rpl35, whose product is annotated as ribosomal protein L35. Gene Ontology annotation, cellular component: cytosolic large ribosomal subunit; ribosome. The coding region runs from base 86 to 457 and encodes 123 amino acids. The transcript is spliced from 4 exons. Gene Ontology annotation, biological process: maturation of LSU-rRNA from tricistronic rRNA transcript (SSU-rRNA, 5.8S rRNA, LSU-rRNA); translation. Gene Ontology annotation, molecular function: mRNA binding; structural constituent of ribosome. NCBI's taxonomy places the organism in Eukaryota, Metazoa, Chordata, Actinopteri, Cyprinodontiformes, Rivulidae. The record is from RefSeq and is a predicted model, not a curated record.